Molecule: messenger RNA, 2392 nt
Organism: Frankliniella occidentalis (western flower thrips)
Lineage: Eukaryota; Metazoa; Arthropoda; Insecta; Thysanoptera; Thripidae
Gene: BI-1
Product: probable Bax inhibitor 1
Exons: 6
Coding region: 230-934 (234 amino acids)
Biological process (GO): negative regulation of apoptotic signaling pathway; cellular response to unfolded protein; negative regulation of RNA splicing
Cellular component (GO): mitochondrial membrane
Molecular function (GO): enzyme binding
Source: RefSeq, a predicted model, not a curated record
UUUGGUGAUGAUGACGAAGCGAUCACAGCGCUCCAAGCGCCUGCGCAGUGGAAGCUUCCAGUGCUUUGGGUUGGGAGUGACGUCAAUGAUCAAAGUAAAACAUACGUGUCCCAAAACUGAGAGCGUCUAAAAGACGAGCUGUGUUUGCAGAUUUUAGCGUUCUACGCCGUUGCCUAUUGUAACACGCCUAUUGUUUUGAAGGACAUAGUCUAAAUUUUAAGUGCUCGUCAUGGCACCGACCGUCGAGUCCUUCUUCAGGUCUUUCGGGACAAAUUUGGAAGCACCUGUCAAGCAACACUUGCGCAAUGUUUAUGCGUGUCUCACCAUGUCAACUAUCUCUGCUGCUGCUGGUGCAUAUGUGCACAUGUUCACUCAAUGGAUGUCUGGUGGACUUUUAACUGUACUAGCUUCCACAGCACUUAUUGUACUACUGCUGUCUACCCCAGACACAGGCAAAAAUCGUCAGCUUCGCCUGUCAUACCUCCUGGGAUUUGCCUUCUUCUCAGGCAUGGGCAUGGGACCUCUCUUAGAUAUGGUUGUACGAGUUAAUCCCAGCAUCAUUGUUACUGCUCUCAUGAGCACUGCAGUUGUCUUUGUUUCGUUCUCUGCCUCUGCUCUUCUUGCGAGUCGUGGAUCAUGGUUGUACCUGGGAGGGACUCUGAUGACAAUGCUCAGCUCCAUGCUGAUGUUUUCUCUGAUGAAUAUAUUUUUCCAGUCCUAUCUCCUUUAUCAGGCCCAUGUCUACCUAGGUUUGCUUCUCAUGUGCGGAUUUGUCUUGUACGAUACCCAAUUGAUUAUGGAAAAAAGACGAAUGGGUGAUAAGGACUUUGUUGCUCAUUCUUUGGAUCUCUUCAUCGACCUCAUUGGCAUAUUCCGACGCCUUCUCAUCAUUUUGACUGACAAAGAGCAGCAGAAGAAGAACAGGAGAGAGUAAAUCAUCAGUGGACGAUUGCAGUGAUAAGUGUGCCAACUGCAGAUACUGUACCUGCAUAGCAACUUUUGGUGAAAAGGGAAAGGAAAAUUAUUGGUUUCAUCUUUCAGUUACGCCUGACCAAUCAGGACAUCUGAAUUUAAUAAAUCCAACGUAUAAUAUUGAAUGCAAAGCACCAAUAUUUUGGUAGCUUCUUGGGUCAUAUAAGGGUACAAAUCUGUUGCAUUCAAUGUGUUACUACAUUGUUUUAUCUGUGAGAAAUUUGCUUUUUUUCUUUUUUUGAUUUCUUUAAAAUGCUCAUUAUAUUGGUUAAGAGCUAUGAGAAAUCACAUUUUAAUUAUUGUUUUUGUAAUUCCUGUUAACUGAAGGUAAAGCAAAGAAACCUUUAAAGUCAUUUUGUUGCAGAGUUGAACAUCACACACCAAAUGUACUUGGUUCAUUUUUAACAUGGAACUGUUUCUGCGCUGGUGCAAGAAACUCUAAGUUGAGACUGAGAAUUAAGCCAUUGGACCUCUCACUUGUUUCCACUAAUGGGCAUUUUGUGUCAAUUUUAAUCAUGCUUGGUGCAUCUAUCAUAAAAGUUUCUUUCAGAGAACUUAAUGAAAGGAAUAUGUACCUUCAUAUUUUUGAGCACAGUUUGCCAGCUAAGUAAAAGAUUUAUUUUUAUUUUUUGUUUUGUUAGAAUCCCAAAGAAAUGUAGCUCAAGUGUACUUUUGUCUUUUGAAACAUGUCCUCCUAGUGUUCUGAAAAAUUCAAACUCUGCCCUGUGACAUUAUUUGUUUUUUCUUUGUGUUUCCUUGAAUUGUUUGAUUGUGAUUUAUGUACAUCAUCGUACUAUUGUUGCCCACUUGUUUGUAAUUCACAUUAUUUGUGUUAUUUUGUUUGGUUUUCAAAACAAUCCAUUCCUCAUCUUAAUGUAGUUUCCUCUCUGUGUGGCCCAAAACCAUCUGGGGAAAAUGGCUAUUUGUAUUUAUUCAUCAAGAACAAUAAGGUAGUUCUUUGGAGAUAUUUUCAUGAUUGGUUUUUCUUUAGACUUGUGUUAUUUGCUCAUGACAAGCAGGUUGCAUUUGUCAGAAAAAAAUGUUUUAUUUUUGUAACAGCCAAGUGUGCUUCUGUUAGUAGUGAGAUAACUCUGCCUUCAAACUUUAGGGAAAUGGCAAGUCUACUUUUUUUACUGCUGUGUUUUGGUGAAGUGCAAGCUCUUGUUUUUUUCCCUGUUAUUUUGUGGUAGUGGGGCAACAGAAUGUGAUAGCACUUGCGUUGGUGAUCUAGCCAUGUCAUGUACAGCAUUCUUAGUGCUAUGUCAUUAGAUCAUUUCAUUCAUCUGAAAGUAUUCUUGUUUGGUCCCUCUGAGUGGUGAAUGUAAAUUUAACUCUAAAAUGUAAUUACCACUGUACUUCUUCAACCAGAAGGAAUAUUAAGUGUGUGUUUAUUAAAAUAGUUCUAUAAAAAAAAAAAAAA